AAGAGGAAAACAGAAGAAAGAACAAUGGAAUGUGUUUUCCCGCACGGUAAACGACUAUCGUUGUAUACAACUUCGUAAAAUAUUACCCAAAGUUGGCUUCCUAACUCACUCUCUUUUCCGUUCCAAACAAGACAAAACAAAAGCCGCUAAUGGACUCCGUUGCCGGAGCUCCGUCCACCGCCGUGGUUGUUCCGCCGCGUCCUCCGUCGUCAUCGCCGUUCCCCGGCCGGGAAGACUGCUGGAGCGAGGAGGCGACGUUCACCCUCAUCGACGCCUGGGGCGAGCGCUACCUUGAGCUCAACCGCGGCAACCUCCGUCAGAAACACUGGCAGGAGGUCGCCGACGCCGUAAACCACCGUCACGUCAGCAACAACAGCAAGAAACCGUUCCGCACCGACGUUCAGUGCAAGAACCGCAUCGACACCCUCAAGAAGAAGUACAAGAUCGAGAAAGCUAGGGUUUCCGAUUCGCACUCCGGCUAUCUCAGCCCCUGGCCUUUCUUCUCUCGCCUCGACGCCCUCAUCGGCGACACUUUUCCGGCCAAAAAGCUUUCUCCGCCGCCCGCCGCCAAACCGCCGCUGCAGCCGCAGCCGCUGGCGUGGAUACCUUCACAUCCCGUCGGUCCCCGAUCCGGAACUCAGAAACGGCCGGCUCCGGCGCCGGCCAGGGAGGACUCGACCUUCCGGCGGAAUUUCUCGGCGUUCGCCGCCGCGGCGGCGGCUGCGGCGGAGGCGGAGAGCGGCGAGUCGGAGGGUUGGAGGUCGAGUAGCGGUGGUUCGGGGAGUGGGAAGAAAGAGAGAGAGAGUGAUAGGGAUUGGGAAUUUGGGUACAGAGAACUUGCUCAAGCUAUAGAGAGGUUCGGCGAGAUAUACGAGAGAGUGGAAGGUAUGAAGCAAAGGCAAAUGGUGGAGUUGGAGAAACAGAGAAUGCAAUUUACUAAGGAUUUGGAGAGCCAGAGAAUGCAGCUUUUCAUGGAAACGCAGGCUCAGUUGCAGAAAAUCAAACGCUCCAAACGUUCUUCUGGAGCUGACAGUUUCUCAUAGCAAGCGGUGAUGGAGAAUCUUAUUCGGAAGAAUAGAUAGAUUUUACCUUUGGACAUGAAAGCAUAUAUAUAUAUAUAUAUAUAGGCCCCCUUUUUGGAAUGAAAAAUAUAAUUUAGGAAAGGCAUUUCACAGUGAGAUUCAGGUAUGGUUGUAUUUAUAAUGUAAUACUUGCUUUUGUGAAGUAAGUAAAUAUACUUUCUUUUUUUCUUUUAUCACCUUUGAAGAACUUCAGAAGGUAAAUAUGAACGAAGAGAUUGUGGAUGGCUUACUCGGUUGAAUCUUACAGUUUUGUUAAACUCAUUUAGAUUUUUAGUGAUGAUUUACAUUAUUGAUUUUAUUCUGCACUGGUUUUCUGCCUUGUUCCUAAAUCCUUCGUAAAAUGAAAUGGAAGAGAGCACGGUAC
This is a messenger RNA of Abrus precatorius (Indian licorice), 1446 nucleotides long. Its product is annotated as trihelix transcription factor ASIL2-like. The coding region runs from base 150 to 1043 and encodes 297 amino acids. Gene Ontology annotation, molecular function: transcription cis-regulatory region binding. Gene Ontology annotation, cellular component: nucleus. NCBI's taxonomy places the organism in Eukaryota, Viridiplantae, Streptophyta, Magnoliopsida, Fabales, Fabaceae. The record is from RefSeq and is a predicted model, not a curated record. The transcript is spliced from 2 exons.